This is a messenger RNA of Paramecium sonneborni, 3251 nucleotides long. The record is from the annotation of a GenBank genome assembly. NCBI's taxonomy places the organism in Eukaryota, Ciliophora, Oligohymenophorea, Peniculida, Parameciidae.
AUGAAUGAUGAAGAAGUAAGAUUGCUAGGAAAUUAAGAGAGAAGGGAGAGACAAGAUUAUAAAACUUAUGAUAAGUAAUAUAAAAUAAAAAAUAAAAGAGUUGAAGAUUAAUCAGGUCCAUCAAAAUUUGAUGCAGUUGUCUUACUGAUUUUAUUAAUAAUGUUUGGAUUGUCAGGAUUUGGAUUAAUGAAUCAUUAUAAUGGUAAAUUUGCUUAAUUUAAGGGUUAGUUAAAAAUCCAUCCCAAUCUGUAGAUAAUAAUGAUAUACGUGGAGGGUUAUAAAAUAUUCAUUAAAAAGAUAUAAGUGGAUAGGAUGUUUUCAAUAAAAUAAGUGAUGGAUUAUAAAAUGUUGGUGAUAGUAAAGCACCUAAAGAAGAUGAACUUGCAAUAGAUAGUGUUUUAGAUAGUUAUAUCUCAAAAAUAGAAUAAUACACAGAUGUUCGUACUGAUUGGGUAGAUGAUGAAGAUGAAAUCAAUAAAAAAAUAGAAGAGAAAUUAGAAGAGUAAUAAAAUGUUGUUUAGGAUCUAGAAGAAUUGAUAAUAUUAUAAGAACCUGAGAUCUCCAUUCUAAAACCUGUGUAUUCAAAAAAUAUAUAUACUUAUAAAGAAUUAUAAAAUGGAAUAAGAAUAUUAUUUAUUUAAUCAACUACUCAAGGGAUUCAUCUUACAAUUACAUUAAAUAUUGGAAAGAAGAAUGAUCCUUAAGAUAAACCUGGAUUGACAGAAUUAUUAUUUAGAUGUCUCCAAACCAAUUUUUAUAUUGAAAUCUACAAUCAUUAUACUACAUUAACGACUGAACUAAAUUUAUUUGAAGAAUUGAAUGCAAAAUUAUAAGAAUUGUAUAACAUUUUGACAAAACCAUAAUUUAUAGAUAUUGAAAAAAAUGCUAAAGAAUUAUUAGAUGAUUUAAUGGUUGAAUCAAAAUCUGGUGAUUUAGAAUAUGUUAGUGAAUUUUUAAGCUAAUAAUCUUCAUUAAAAGAAUUAAAGGUUUUAGAAGUAGAUUCUGAUUAAUUAUACUAAUAAUAUAUUCAACAUAUUUCAGCAGAUACAAUUAGUUUAAUUUUUAAGAGUUAAGAUGAGUAGGAAACUAUUCUAAAUAAACUAUUUUAAUCAGAAUUAGUUAAAUUAAAAAAUUUACAUAAAUAUUAAAAACCUCUCUUUUAAAAUAGAUAUCCAUUAGGUAGACAUAUUCUAAAAUUUAAAAGUGAUACCGAAGAAUUGGCUAUAUUAUCUAUGAGUGAUUAAUACAGUUGUUAAAGAUUCUUAGCUUAUCUAUUACCAAAACCAUUAUAUGGUGCAAUGUGGUAGGAUCAUUUAUUAGUUACUUUAGAUUAAGAUUUAGGCACUGUUUUAAAUUAUAUUAAUAAAUUUAUACAAUUUUUAGAUUAUUUAAAAUAAGCAGAUGAAACAUAACUUUAAUAUUUAUAUUCUUAAAUGUUAUCAACAGAAGAAUUAUUAUUUAAUACUAAAUAUGAAGAGAAUCUUGUUUAAAUAGGAUAAAAUCUAUUUGCAGAUCCAAUUUAUGUUUUAAAAGGAUAAGAAAGUUUACCUAUAUUUGACAAAGAGGAAUUCGAUUAAUUUUUAUCAAAUUUAGCUAAUAAUUUUAUUGUUUUAGUUGGAAGUGAGAAUUUCUAAUACAAUUAAUCAUAUGAAUCUUAAAAAGAUGAUUCAAUAUUUAUAUUGGAUGCUGUUUUAAAUAAAAUUCAUCAAGAAUUUAUUUAUGACUUAAAACCUUUAGUAAAAUUAUUUGAACUUAACAAUUUAUUUUAAUUUUAAUUACCUGCUAUAAGUCCAUUCUUACCAGAAAACUUAGCUAUAAUCUCAGUUUGUUAAGAACCUGUAUAUAAAAUAUAAGGAUUUGGAUUAUAAAAAGUAGAUGAUUUAAGUUUAACAGUAAAAGAAGGAAAAUUUGAUGGGUCAAGAGAGCCAAAGUUUGAAACAGUAGAAUUUGUUUGUGAAUUUCCAUUACCAGAUUUUCAAGUAGAUUGCUAAGAAAAGGAAAAAGCUGCUUAAUUCUCAUUAACACCAUUUUAGAUUGCUAGAAAUAUUUGGUGGAAACCAAGUAGAUUAAGUGCUAUGGUAUUUACAGGAUUAUUUAUUGAAAAACCUGAAUCUACUUUAGCUUAAGGUAAAACUAUGCUAAAAUUAUUGUAAAAAUAUUAUACAGAAUUAUCAAAAAGAUUAUUUUAAUAAGAAUUUUUAUUUGGAUAUGAAUUAACCUUUAAAGAAACUAUAAAUGGUUUAAAUAUAUAGAUGCUUAGUUAUUCAGAAAAGAAAUCAGAAUUUUAAGAUAAAGUAUUUGAUUUAAUGGCUAAUAAUGAUGAGUAACUAUUUUUAUAUGUGAAAGAUUUAUUAAAAAAGGAUAUUAGGAGAUUUCAUGAUUAAAAAUUGUCACUUUUGACUUAAUAAUAUUAUUUACCAAAAAUAAUGUUGAGACCAAUUAAUACUCCAUAAGAAAUAUUAAAUGUAUUAGAUGAAGUUGAAUAUGAAUAAUUUUAAAAAUUCUAAAGCAAUCUUUUAUCGAGUAAAAUUGAGAUUUUAAAUAUUGGUAAUAUGCUACCAGAUGAAGAUGCAUUUGAUCAUUCUUAAGAAACCUAUUUGACAAGAACAUUAAAUUUAAAAGGAUAAAAUUUAAAGUAUAUAGUUUAAAGAGAAUCAAAUAAUGAUAUGACUUCAUCAGUACUAAAUUAUUAUUAAACAGGAUUAAAAAACAUAGAAACAACUUCAAAAUUAUAUUUUUAUGCAGACUAUUUGUAAUCUUAUUCGAACAAUUACUUUUAAAUGGGUUAAUAAGUUUUAAUAAAAAGAAAACCAUUGGGAUGUGCAGAUGGAUUAUAAGUAUAUAUGUAAGGGAUUAUGCCUUAAGAUGGGAAUGAAGAAAUUGAGAAAUUCUUAAAAUAAGCUAAUUUGUAAUUAAGCAAUUUAUAAGAUGAAGAUAUAUUAGAAUAGAAAUUAUAUACAAUAAAUAAAUUAUAUAAUGAGAUUAAAUUUAAGACUCUUUAAGAAGAAGGGCAAUUUAUAUGGGAUAAGAUUGUUAAUAAGAAUUAUGCAUUCAGCGAGAUUUAAGAUGUAAUUAGAUAUUUAGAUGAUGCAUUUCCAUAGAAAUUAAGAGAAUGUGCAAAUUUAGUUAUGUAAGGAUAAAUAAGUGUACAAGUAUAUGCAAUUGAUUAGGCGAUUGAGAAUAGUGAAGGAAUUUAGAGUUUAGAAUAAUUAGUUGAUUAGGAUGUUUAUGAAUGUUUUUUUACAUUGUGA